AUUUCUUGUCCCAUACCUAAUAAAACGGGAAUAAUUCCACUAGUUUAUGAGAACCAUGGUUCAUAUUGAAGAGUCGCUCCAGCUCCCCAGAGACUUUGAGGGUUUUGGAGAGGAGGGCUUUGACCCAAAGUGGCCAAAUGGUGCCCAAAUUGCCGUAUCGUUUGUCUUGAAUUAUGAGGAUUUCCCGGUGAUCUGCCGGAUCUGGUGAUUCGCCGGACUUACACCUACUUGCAUUCCAGACAUCAAUCUAUAAUAGCUCCACAGCC
Molecule: messenger RNA, 266 nt
Organism: Ilyonectria robusta
Lineage: Eukaryota; Fungi; Ascomycota; Sordariomycetes; Hypocreales; Nectriaceae
Exons: 3
Coding region: 47-208 (53 amino acids)
Biological process (GO): carbohydrate metabolic process
Source: RefSeq, a predicted model, not a curated record